Messenger RNA from Cyphellophora attinorum, 1746 nucleotides. RefSeq lists its product as uncharacterized. The transcript has a single exon. Lineage: Eukaryota; Fungi; Ascomycota; Eurotiomycetes; Chaetothyriales; Cyphellophoraceae. The record is from RefSeq and is a predicted model, not a curated record. Gene Ontology annotation, molecular function: catalytic activity. Bases 1 to 1746 code for a protein of 581 amino acids.
AUGGGGCGUCUUCCCCAUCAUGCAUCCCGCCGAUCGAGCCGGCGGCGCGUAAAUCUGCUGGUCUUCCUGACCGAGGGCAUCGGCCCAGAUGUGCUGCCGUUUCUGCUCCAGAACGCAGAUCUCAAUGUUCGUGUCGUGGCGGAUACCUCGAAACAAGAUUUUGCACAAUACAUGGAGCCGGGAAUAUCACUAGAGCAACUGGAAUGGUACGAGAACUCGCCACAGGAUCCUUAUCGGAAUCAGAAUAAGAUGCAGGGACACCGACUGGCAAGGUGGGCUGAUCUGCUGUUCAUGCUCUCAGAUGCCGGAAUGACGAGUUUGAUGCUUGGAGGCUUCACGACGGAUGUGAUAUUGCAUGUGCUGAGGUGUUGGAACUCCUCGAAAAGAAUCAUUAUGCUCCCAGAACUAAGCCAGGACGAGUGGAAGCAUCCGAUCUGGGAGAGGCAAAUGAUGAAGCUGCAGCGGGACUCGGACUGGAUACACCUCCUACAGCCUGCGCUCUGGAACUUUUCCGACCAGCCUACCGGCGUCAGCCAGCCAGGUCCAAGUCCUAUGGGCGGCGAGCCUGACAUUGACUGGCAUUGGGAAGGGCCAGGAGAUAUUCUCGAAGCCAUUCACAGCGAGGUACAGAGCGUGCUCAGGAAACACGCGAGCAAGCCUGUCGUAGUGUCAGGACCAAGCAACAAUCAGGACGACGAAGAUAAAGCAAGAUUGCCUCCUGAAGUUUGGACAGUCAUACUGGACCACCUAGGUGACUGGGAACUGGCGACAGCGUUGGGUAUCUAUCACCACAUCCCCACACCAAGCGAAUGGUCUGGGCUUGUUCCGCGAUCUGGAGCGAAGACACACAGCUUGGAGUACACCAUUCUCACACAGCCACUGUCAAGGAUUAGGGCAUACUUCACGACUUCCGCAUCCUACAAACCACCUACCACACUCUCACAAAUUGCGACUCGACUGAUCUUCCGGUUUAGCAUGACGAAGCUUUUGACUUAUCUGGCGCUCCAACAGAAAGACAUCUUCUGGACCAGCUUCGGGCUGUCCCUACUUCCUCACAAAGCUAGCCUGAUCUACAAUUCUCCGGCGAUCCUCCAGUGGUGGAAAGACUGUCCUGCAGUGAUCAAGAAAGAAUACGGCCCGGAAGCUCUUGAUGGCGCAUCUCGCGCAGGCUUUGUCGAAGUGCUUCAGUGGUGGAUAGACUCUGGCUUACACCUCUCAUACACCGAGAAAGCACUGGAGUCCGCUUCAGCAAAAGGUCACGUCGAGGUACUGGAUUGGUGGAAGACCAACAGCGAGAAGUUGCAGAACACGUCUCGAGACCUGCCGCUGAAGGUUGGCAAGAGCAUCAUACUUGCCGCUCAAUCAGGUCGCGUUGAGAGCAUCGAGUGGUGGGAGAACAGCGGCAUUCCAUACUCGCAUGAAGAUGGUGUCACUCGCUUGGCUUCUCAACAUGGCCACGUAGCAGUCCUGGAGACGUGGUACAACUUCAAAGGAAGCAAAAUGAUAUUUGACAACCAGGUCCUCGUCGGUGCGACAAAGAACGGCCAUGCAGGUGUGCUGCAGUGGUGGAAAGAGGUCAGCAAGAGGAGUGGUCUGAAAGUUGAAUACAAGACUUGUGACAUCGAAGAGGCUAUGGAAGAUGCGGUAGGUGGUGGUGGGGAGGGCGAGGUCAGGGAAUGGUGGGGAAGAAACGGACUCAAUCUUGGAGUAGGCACCGGAGAAUGGAUGAAGGUGAAGACGCUUUGA